CACUGAGUGUGAGACCAGCCCACACCAGACACCAUCACCUCACGCAGCUACGCUUUCAAACAGAAACCGCAUCACUGGCGGCUGAAGGCUGACUUGUCCGCAUGCACACGGGGAGGCGUUUUCUGUCUGCUGCUGUAGUGCUUCAAGACGGUUUGCUGUUGACCUCGUCUGCGGCUGUACAGCUCGGGGAACCAGGGUGUCUGUGCUGUUCACAGAGGAGUGUGAAGCUGCUGGAGCAUGUGGUCGCUGGUGGUCACUCCUGGCUCUGACCUCUCCCCUCCGUGCUGAUCAUAUAGGAAGAAACAAGGUGUUAUGGGUGUCUGAGUAACUUCAAAUGUCUCUGAAUACGUCUGAGAGUUGGGAGGAGUCCCUGGCCAACUCCUCCUCACAAUGUGGUCACAAUAUGAGCAGCUGGGAGCAGCGCAUGGAUACGAUGUACACCUACUUCUACCUGCUGCUCUUCAUCCCCGGGCUGCUGCUCAACACCACUGCUCUCUGGGUCCUCCUCAGACAUAUUAGUAAGAAGACCAAGGCGGUGAUCUUCAUGAUAAACCUCUCAUUAGCAGACCUGGCCCACAUCCUCUCUCUGCCCCUCAGGAUUUACUAUUACUUCACACACGCCUGGCCCUUUGGACGAGGCAUCUGCUUGUUCUGCUUCUAUCUCAAAUACCUCAACAUGUACGCUGCUAUAGUGUUCCUGGUGUGCAUCAGUGUGCAGAGGUGUGUCUUCUUGCUCGACCCGUUCUCCGCCCGCCGGUGGAGGCGGCGCUACGACCUGUUGAUCAGUAUCAUAGUGUGGGUGGUGGUCGGCCUGGCCUGCUCGCCUUUCAUUCUCAUGCGGAGCAGCAGCAGCAAUCCCAGUAUUGGUGCACAGACAGUCUAUAACAUGUCCUUCUCUCCAGACGCCACUUCUACCCAGCAUCCCUCAGGUUACACCAGGCUUUAUGCAACAAGCCCCAGUGGAGUCAGUUCAGUUAGUCCCAGCUCCGCAAAAGGCAGCUGCUUUAAGGACUUGCCCAUGCGCCGUCUGUCCGUCUCUCUGGCGGCCACCAUGAUGGCUCUCGCCGAGCUGUUUGGUUUCGUGAUUCCUCUCGCCUGCAUCGUUUACAGCUCCGUCCGCAUCGUCCGCUCCCUUCACCAAAACCAGACCCAGGACCAACAAAACUCUGCUGUGCUCAACUCCUCGGCACGCAGCCGUCUCCAGUCCGUCACCUCCAACUGUCAGACGGAUCACGAAAAGCAGACAAACGGUGAGAAGCGGCGCGCUCUGCGGAUGGUGCUGAGCUGCUCUGCCCUCUUCUUGGUCUGCUUUGCCCCCUACCACAUCAACUUCCUACUCUACCUGAUGGUGUCGCAGGGCAUAGUGUCCAACUGUGCGACCAGGCUGGCUGUGCGUCAGUUCCACCCGGUGUCUCUGUGCCUGGCGAGCAUGAGCUGCUGCCUCAACCCUCUGCUUUAUUACUUUCUGACAGCCGAAUUCAGAUCACACCUCACCAGGCGCACCUCCUCCUUCACCUCCUCGCUGCUCUCCUCCCCGAUCAGCUCCCCGACCCAGCGUCCUCUACAGCAAAGACUGAUGAGCAUGGAGAGUAGCUGCUCAGACAGGGAUUAGCAUUAUUCAGAUUCAGUGUUUUUUCCUCAGGGAAUGACACAGCUGAACACGACAGACAGACGUGUCUCUGAUGCGCUCUGUGGAACUUGAAAACAGACGAACAAGAUCCAAGCUGGACAAAGAUGAUUUCACAUGUCACAGCUGUCUUAAUACAAACUGACUCGAAGAGCUUUGCCCUCAAUGUGAAGAACGUCCCGGAGGACAUUCACAUGAGAACAAACAAAUCUCAAAUCCAGCUGAAAUGAUUCCUGUGUAGCACACAAGAUCAAUGUGAAUAUCAUCAGAGUUGUACCAAACAUGUUAACUUCAAUGAAAAUGCAUCAAUUUAAAAUAAGCUACAUCAUAAAGGUCAAAGCUGUAUGCAUGUGCAUGUGAAUGUACUGUAAAUAAAAGCAAGUCUGCGCUUUUUCUCCUG
Chelmon rostratus (copperband butterflyfish) is the source of this 2027-nucleotide messenger RNA. RefSeq names its product P2Y receptor family member 10 (gene p2ry10). The record is from RefSeq and is a predicted model, not a curated record. Lineage: Eukaryota; Metazoa; Chordata; Actinopteri; Chaetodontiformes; Chaetodontidae. The transcript is spliced from 4 exons. Gene Ontology annotation, cellular component: membrane. Bases 335 to 1612 code for a protein of 425 amino acids. Gene Ontology annotation, biological process: phospholipase C-activating G protein-coupled receptor signaling pathway; positive regulation of Rho protein signal transduction. Gene Ontology annotation, molecular function: G protein-coupled receptor activity.